Cicer arietinum (chickpea) is the source of this 1920-nucleotide messenger RNA. RefSeq names its product protein JINGUBANG. Gene Ontology annotation, molecular function: protein binding. NCBI's taxonomy places the organism in Eukaryota, Viridiplantae, Streptophyta, Magnoliopsida, Fabales, Fabaceae. The record is from RefSeq and is a predicted model, not a curated record.
GUGAAUUGACCAAAUCAAAACUCAUUUUGACGGGUCAAAUAAUUGGAUUGACUCGUUCAACCUAAAAAAUCGCACAAUUGCCCAAUUUAGCCAUUCACACAUCACCUAAUCCUAACAGUAUGACAUGGCACAACAGAAUUAGCCAUAACACACAGUUAGUUACAUGCAACAAUUUCAUGCCAAAAGAAACAAAUUAAUGACCUUCUCAUUCCCAACACCAAAUUAACAACCCUAACCAACAAACUUUUCACUCCUUUUCUGCGUUUUCUCUUCCUUUUCUUUCUUCUCAUAUUCCAUCCACCUUCAACACAUUCUAAUUUACUUUACAUGAGAGGAAGAAAGGAACAAUAAAUAAAAUAAAAUAAAAUAAUUAUCAAGGAUGACAGGUUCGUCUAGAAAUGGACGAAUAUUCUUAGACGAAGGAAGCAGCAUUCGCGGAAGAAAAUACGGAAAAUUAAAAAAGAACGAAAAAGACGAAUUCGACGGUUACAACUCCGAUAACCAUCCAAGAAAAAACAGCCCCGUCGUCACCACCGACGCACCGCAUUUAGAUCCACAAAUGGCAGCAGAGAAUUCUCCAUACGACGCUUCUCUCUCACCAUUAUCAAAAUCACCAUGGUCCUCACACGUCAACGAAGAAAAUUCAUCUUCCAACGACGAAGCUCUCGUUGGUUCAUUAGUUCGUGAAGAAGGUCACAUAUAUUCCCUCGCCGCAACAAAGGAUUUAUUAUACACUGGUUCCGAUAGCAAAAACAUUCGCGUUUGGAAGAAUCAAAAGGAAUUCGCAGGGUUUAAAUCAAACAGCGGUUUAGUAAAAGCGAUUGUUAUCGCCGGUGAAAAAAUUCUCACCGGACAUCAAGACGGAAGAAUUCGCGUUUGGAAAGUUUCCGGCAAAAACGAACAAAACCAUAAGCGCGUUGCCACGUUACCGACGUUAAGAAAUUAUAUCAAAUGUUCAAUGAAACCGAGUAAUUACGUUGAGGUUAGACGGCACCGUAACGUUUUGUGGAUUAAACACUACGAUGCAAUUUCGUGUCUAAGUUUAACGGAAGAUCAUUCGUUAAUUUAUUCAGCUUCUUGGGAUAAAACAUUUAAAGUUUGGCGCGCUUCGAAUUUCAAAUGUUUAGAAUCAGUAACGGCGCAUGAUGACGCCGUUAAUGCGCUUGUAGUAGGUUUUGACGGUUUGGUUUUUACCGGCUCAGCUGACGGAACCGUUAAAAUUUGGCGGCGUGAAAUGCAAGGGAAAGGGACUAAGCAUUUUUUUUCUCAGAUUUUGUUGAAGCAAGAGUGUGCAGUUACGGCGUUAGCGUUAAAUGUGGAAGGGACGUUUUUAUACGCGGGUUCUUCGGAUGGGUUGGUUAAUUAUUGGGUGCGUGGAACGAAUUUGGAACACGGUGGAGUUUUGAGGGGUCAUAAAUUGGCAGUUUUGUGUUUAGCGACAGCUGGCAGUUUGUUAUUUAGUGGUUCUGCUGACAUGGCAAUUUGUGUGUGGAAAAAAUCGAUAAGUAAUGAACAUGUUUGUAUGUCUGUGUUGUCGGGGCAUACCGGACCGGUGAAGUGUCUCGCCGCCGAGAAGGAUCCCGAUGCGAUGUGUAAUGAACGGCGGUGGAUUUUGUAUAGUGGAAGUUUGGAUAAGUCUGUUAAGGUGUGGAAGGUUUCGGAGAGUGGGCCCACUGGACAACAGAAUAAUAAUCAUCCACCACCACCUCGUCUUAGUGGUGAGUUACCUAGAGUUUCUUCGUUAAGAAAAAUGGGAUCGCGAAGAUUCUAGGAUUAAAUCUUGUCUAUGAUGUUGUUGUUGCAUAUUUUCUGUUGUUAUUGGAACUUCAUAUUGUUGAGUUUAAUGUGCAAGUGUAUGUAAUGUACUAGAUUGGUUAUAUUUAAUUUAGUCUUCAAGCACGGACGAUUAAUUAAUGUUUA